CCUCAGCCACAUCAACAGCCAUUGUGUACAUAAGUUUCGCAAUAAACGUGAUAAAUGGACACGUAAAGUGUACAUAUUUUAUCUACGUAAAAUUAUAAUAACGAAAAGAGUACUUGUACGAAUGUAUCUAUAAAGAAACAACUGAGACAGUGAAUUACGAAAGACGAAAAUACCACGCUACCAUCGUGUGCACCUCGAAGAAGCUGAGUGGUUUGCGCAUGCGACGAAAAGUACUUUCACCUAGUAUUCGAGGGUCUGAGUCAGCAACAAGGAAAAUGAGACUUUUCGGAAAGAUUCUUUAAUUGUGAGUAACAAUCAUUCACCGAAUGAUCCUGAAAGCAUUUUCCGCUCGAAAGACACUGGUCGUUCGUCCAUAUGCUACCUGGACGAACGUUGCUUCGAAGAAAGCUAAGCCACUAGCUUCCCAGGUCUUAACGAGCUACCUGCUGCAAACGAACCAGCCACCGUGGACAUCGUACUUCGUGAAGUAUGCCGACGUGGUGAACGAUCAAAGGGGGAUGUCCCACUUCAAUUGGCCGGUAGGCAGCAGCAAUUACCACGUACUUAGAACCGGCUGCUUUCCAUACAUUAAAUAUCACUGCACCAAGAGGCCACGACAGGACCUCACCGUCGAGGACAAAUUUUUCAAGGCGAUCAAGCUCUUGAACCUUGGUAUACCCACGUUGAUGUACGGACUGGCAGCGACUUUGCUGGUCAGACACCAGGAGAUCGUGAAAACAGCCCAAGGGGACGUGACGAUCUACUUCUUGCUGCCCGAGGACAAGGGUUCCUUGUACUGAUACAGCCAUGCCAGUCGACAUUAAUUUGUACCUUAUAAUGUUCCUGUUCGAUGUACAAUGAACGUGAA
Molecule: messenger RNA, 868 nt
Organism: Osmia bicornis bicornis
Lineage: Eukaryota; Metazoa; Arthropoda; Insecta; Hymenoptera; Megachilidae
Exons: 4
Coding region: 327-800 (157 amino acids)
Source: RefSeq, a predicted model, not a curated record